Molecule: messenger RNA, 1373 nt
Organism: Erigeron canadensis
Lineage: Eukaryota; Viridiplantae; Streptophyta; Magnoliopsida; Asterales; Asteraceae
Product: probable low-specificity L-threonine aldolase 1
Exons: 10
Coding region: 120-1202 (360 amino acids)
Biological process (GO): glycine biosynthetic process; L-threonine catabolic process
Cellular component (GO): cytosol
Molecular function (GO): L-allo-threonine aldolase activity
Source: RefSeq, a predicted model, not a curated record
CAUACAUUUCCAUCCAAUUUCAUAAUUAACGUGUUUUAUUUCCCUUCAAUCAAUAAAUUCCCCUGUUACCAUUAUUAUUAUUCCUUCAUUUCUCCUUCUUCUAAUCAAAAGCAGCAGAAAUGGUGACAGCAAAAACAAUCGAUCUUAGGUCCGACACAGUAACAAAACCAACGGAAUCCAUGAGACAAGCAAUGUCAAAAGCUGAAGUAGACGACGACGUUUUGAUAUAUGACCCGACAGCCCGACAACUAGAAAACGAAAUGGCCCGAAUCACAGGCAAAGAGGCUGCCCUGUUUGUUCCCUCAGGAACAAUGGGCAACCUCAUUAGCGUUCUCGUUCACUGCGAAAUACGCGGCAGUGAAGUAAUACUUGGCGAUAAUUCCCACAUUCAUAUCUACGAAAACGGUGGGAUUUCGACUAUUGGCGGUGUUCAUCCGAGACCCGUUAAGAAUAAUAAAGAUGGCACUAUUGAUAUUGGUUUGAUUGAAUCCGCUAUUCGAAACCCGGAUUUUGAAAUUUGUUAUCCAAAAACUAGGCUUAUUUGUCUUGAGAAUUCCCAUGCCAACUCUGGUGGGAGGUGUCUUUCGGUUGAGUACACGGAUGAGGUUGGGGCUCUUGCAAAGAAGCAUGGUUUGAAGCUUCAUAUCGAUGGGGCUCGUAUCUUUAAUGCAUCUGCUGCUCUCAAUGUUCCUGUUCAUAGGCUUGUACAGGCUGCUGAUUCUGUGUCGGUAUGCUUGUCAAAAGGACUUGGUGCACCGGUUGGAAGUGUUAUUGUCGGAACAAAAAGCUUCAUUGCCAGGGCAAGGAUUCUACGGAAAACUUUGGGGGGUGGAAUGAGGCAAGUUGGCAUAUUAUGUGCUGCUGCUCUUGUUGCUUUACAAGAAAAUGUCCAAAAGCUUGAAACUGAUCACAAGAAUGCCAAGGCUUUAGCUGAUGGGCUAAAUAAAAUCAAGGGUCUGAGUGUAGACGUAGAUUCUGUUGAGACAAAUAUUGUCUAUUUUGAUAUAUCAGAUGGUUCACAUAUUACUGCUAUGAAGUUGGGCAAAAUAUUGGAAGAGCAUGGUAUACUUUUGAUGCCUGAUAGCUCAUCCAGAGUAAGGAUUGUCAUUCACCACCAAGUAUCUGCAAGCGACUUGCAAUACACAUUGUCAUGCAUAAAGCAAGCUAUGACUGGAGUGGCGGAUGAAAAUGGUAGCAACUAAAGAAAAUUAUAACCUUUGUGAAGAUCAUUUCCAUUUCCAGUUGUUAUUGUUUUCGGAUUUAUGUAGGCAGUUAGCUUCUUAAUGACAAAUGUUAUUGAUGACUAUGGUUUUUAUGUUGCUUUCAAGACAGUGAAUGGCUUAAUAUGUUGAAACUCAGACCAGUUGAUUAUA